Molecule: messenger RNA, 1233 nt
Organism: Pelagomonas calceolata
Lineage: Eukaryota; Pelagophyceae; Pelagomonadales; Pelagomonadaceae
Source: the annotation of a GenBank genome assembly
UAGAAGCAUCAGCAGGCGAUGCCAAAACAAGCACCGUCUUUGCACUUCUGCUUAGCAAUUGCAAUCGCUAGAGGUGAAUAUUGCAAGGCACGGUCACGCCGUCGCAGCGCUGACUCACUGGUGUGCACUCAGACACGCCGCACAGAGUUCACACCGAGGCUGCAACAAGCUGCACACAAGCCGCAGCGAUCACCGAACAAAACAAAGAUGCCCAAAAAGGCCAAGUCCACAAGCUUCGGCGGCCAGAAGGUCACGCCCGCCGGCAAGCGCCACCUCGAGAGCCGAGCGCCGAAGCUCCGCGAGAACCCAAAAACGCUCCUUUGUCUGAGAGGCUCGAAGACCUCCACGUCUUCAACAGCUGCUCUCAAAUCGUUAGCGUUACUCCUCAAGCCCCACUCGAAGGUCCUCGACCGCAAGCGCGAGGACCUGAAGCCUUUUGACGACUGCAGUAGCGUCGAGAAGCUCUGCGCGAGCCACGACGCGUCGCUCUUCGCCAUCGCGUCGUCGUCCAAAAAACGGCCCGACAAUCUGGUAUUAGGACGAUUGCACGACGGCCACUUGUUGGACGCCUUCGAAUUUGGAGUUGUCGAGGCUGGCGGUCCGUGCGAGAAGCUACUAGGCUCGAAGCCUUGUACAGUGUUCGUCGGGGACUUCGACGCCGAUCCGAUCAUGAAGAGAGUGAAGAACUUCCUGCAGGAUUUAUUAAGGGGUCCGGACGUCGAUCGCAUCAAUCUCGCGGGAAUUGAUACGGUCGUGGUGGUUGGUCUCAGGGAAGAUACGAUAUCAUUACAACCGCAUCGGUUACGACUGAAGAAGGGCUCGGGGUCCUUGCCUGAUACUCGCUUGGAGGUGUCCGGGCCGCCUUUAUCCUUGAAAAUGCGGCGGGACCACCAGCCGUCACUAGAACUGUGGAAGGCUUCCUUGAAACAGCCCAAGGGCCUGAAGCCCAAGAAGCGGAAGAACCGCUCGACGACCGAUUUAGGAGAGGUCCACGGCCGGCUCCACCUCGGAAAUCAAAAGGUCGACGAAUUGCAAUCUCGAAAAGUCAAGGCGCUCAAGAGGUCUCGUGACGAGGACGACGAGUGAUGUGUGGUUUGCAGUACGCGCGUCGACGGCGUGCCCGUGGGUGUUGCUGCUCGAGGCGCGGCGCGGCGAGGACGAGUAAGAUGAUGUGUGGUUCUAGACACGACUCGGUUCGGAAUUAAUCCUUCGAACGGCACGACGGCGUUGGAG